AUGGCCCAGCCCACGCCACGGGUUCGACGCACGUCGCAAAACACACAAUAUACCUACAACCUCUCGAGACGCAUCCACAAUGUGAAGACCUACCCUGUCCAGUCUCCUCAAGGAGCCACCAUCCUUCUUUACGGUCACGAUAAUGGUGUUACCAUUGUAUGGAAGGGAGGGCGUCGAUUCAAGCCAACGAAGAAGCCAUUGCCAUCUCCAAAACAAAAUGGGGCCCCGGACGAUGCGGUCAUGAUUAUUGAUUCCGACGAGGACGAACCACCAGCCAAGUCAUCGAAGGCUUCAGCGCCCUUUAUUGAUAAACCCGAGUUUGAAGAUGCUGAGGAGGAUACGCCAUAUCCUGAAAUCAUUCAGACUCUCGAUCUUUCUCUUGGCACCGCUGCUCUGCAUUUGGCGGUAUUGCCCAUGACACCAUGCCCCGCUGAAGACGCAGCUUGGGAAGGAGCUGAUGUCCUCAAGGAGAAGAUGGUCUUCACAGUGGCUUGUGCCACCAACGAAGUCUAUGUCGUUACUCUUCCACUAACGCCACCGAGCCCUGAGAGUAAGGCAAGACCGGAGCUGAGAUCCAGUCUGUUAGCUGGCAAGGCAGGUUCGGGCCAGUGGGGUGAGAGGGUCAUCUUCCUCGGCGGCCAGUACAAGCACAGUGAAGGCGUCGCCAUGUCAUUAAUCAAACCCAAGACAUCCUCCAACUCAGAACGGAUACGGGAACAGUCUGGUGCCUCACAGAAACCCCGUCUCGUGGUGGCAUCUCAUACCCGCGAGGCAGCUGGUACCCUACGCCUUUGGGAUGUUCCCUUGGAUGUUCAGCCUGGUGAAGCUAGCGGCCGUAUCAACCCUUUCCAAACCGAGUAUCUGCCUAGCCCCCUCUCGAGCAUAUCCUUUAAUCCUACACACCUCACUCAACUGCUGACGGUAGCUUCACCGCAUGCCGUCCGUAUCUACGAUUUUGCACUGCCUUCCCUGCCGCCUGAUGACCAGGCCACAGGCCCCUUCCCGAGCCAAGGAUCAUGGCUCCUCUCCCUGUUCCAGCCUUUCACACGCCCUACAUCUACACGGAAACCCAUUCUCGAUGCAGCUUGGAUCGCCCAUGGCAGAGCUGUUCUUGCUCUACUCGCCGACGGUACUUGGGGAAUAUGGGAUGUGGACGGUGCCAGCCCACUAGGCGGCUCUAUUUUGGGAAAGAACAGCUCUGGAAUCAAGGGCGCUGCGCUGACAGCUUUCAGUGCCACUGGGCAUGUCGAGGGUACGGGCCCCUUGCGAACCACGGCUGCUGUGCCAAGGUCAAAUGGAAACGGAGACUUUGUACCCAUGACACCCCACAGCCGACGUGAUGCUGCUGCAUCCUUGAGCGCUGGUGGCUCUCUAGAACGCCUUGUGGCUAUUAGAGGCGGCAUUGCUGUUACUCCCUUGCCUGGCAGUGGCUCGGGCUCUGCUGACGAGAGCGUCGUUCUGUGGAUUGGCGGACUCGAUAACGUUUCUGUCAUUCCUGCUGUUUCUCGUUUCUGGGAUUCCCAGCUGAGACGCGGCUCUGGAGGCGGUGUCAACCUAUUCAGUGGCACCACUCCCACGAAGAUGAUCCGACUACAUGACCUAUCCACGGGACUUCUGGGCGAGCGUUGCUGCGGUGUGGGAGCUGCUGUGAACUUCGCCAAGCUCGAGGACAAUGACGGAGGCUUGCAGAUCGAAGUUCUUGUCAUGGGCGAGAGCCGAUUGGUUAUCGUUCACGAAUCAGAAGAUGCACCUGGCGCUAAGAUCGGGGGUGUAGUAUCAACUCGCCGGCGUCUAUUCGGCGACAAGAAAGCAGAGCCGCCUAGCGCCAUCAUUGUCCAUCCCCGACCAGACCAGCCUCGCAACGUCUCCUUCAACCUGAGCGUUAACAAGACGAGAAGCCUGCGCCCGAAGUCCCGCGGACGCGACAGUUCUGUUCCCGAUGACGACCCCACCCACGAUUUCACGUUGCCGAUCGGACGGCCAAAGUCUGGUUUCGGUUUCGCCGAAACUCUCAGCGCUGCCGCGGAUUUGCAAGACGACGUAACGACACGUGAUGUUGAGGUGGAGAUGUUGGAUAUCUUGGAGAUUGAUCGAGCUCUGGAGAAUAUGGAAGACGACCGUGGCAGUGGACGCAAGAAGGUCUUCUUUGAGGAUAACUGA
This is a messenger RNA of Colletotrichum truncatum, 2160 nucleotides long. RefSeq lists its product as uncharacterized. NCBI's taxonomy places the organism in Eukaryota, Fungi, Ascomycota, Sordariomycetes, Glomerellales, Glomerellaceae. Gene Ontology annotation, molecular function: protein binding. The record is from RefSeq and is a predicted model, not a curated record.